Messenger RNA from Camellia sinensis, 2268 nucleotides. Its product is annotated as eukaryotic translation initiation factor 3 subunit D. Gene Ontology annotation, cellular component: cytoplasm; eukaryotic translation initiation factor 3 complex. Gene Ontology annotation, molecular function: translation initiation factor activity. Lineage: Eukaryota; Viridiplantae; Streptophyta; Magnoliopsida; Ericales; Theaceae. Gene Ontology annotation, biological process: translational initiation. The record is from RefSeq and is a predicted model, not a curated record.
CAAGGGGCAUUAUGAGAAUCAGAUAGCCGAAUUUCCCAAAGCCACAAAAUGAAAAAUUAUCACUUAAGUCCGGCCCAGCGUCUCAGACCGUAAUUAUCAAAAAGUUCGGGGCUAAAAUUGUAAUAUCACACGACCCAUAAUAAGCUAGCUAGGGUUUUACCAGUCUUCGUCUAACCAUCGUCGUCUUCUUCCUCUCGUCUGUUGCAGUCGCUCUCUAUCUCUCAUCAAUGGUGGGCUUUGAAGUCGGAGCAGUCCCCUUCAACCCGGACGGUUGGGGACCACCCGAAUCCACCUCCCCUCUCCUCCCCAACCACCUAAGCAACGUCCCCUUCGCACCCUUCUCUCGCUCCGACAAGGUCGGCCGGAUCGCCGACUGGACCCGCAACUACAACCCUACCCGCAACUCCACCAACCCCCGCAACUCCACCCACCCCUCCGACUCCGUCUUCGAUUUCACCGGCGACGAUUCCUUCGGCGGCGCCGCCGCUGCCGACGAUGACGCCACCUUCCGCCUCGUCGACGGCAAGCCACCUCCUCGCCCUCGCUUCGGCCCCAAAUGGCGGUUCCAGCAGCAGCGCAACCACCUCCCCCAGCGCCGCGACGAGGAGGUGGAGGCCAAGAAGCGCGAGGCCGAGAAGGAACGUGCCCGCCGCGACCGCCUCUAUCACCUCAACCGCUCCGGCGGCCACGGCCAGCGGCGCGAGGCGGCCGUGUUCAAAUCGUCGGUCGACAUUCAGCCGGAAUGGAAUAUGCUCGAUCAAAUCCCUUUUUCGACUUUCACAAAGCUAUCUUUCUCUGUUCCGGAACCUGAAGAUCUUCUUUUGUGUGGAGCUCUCGAAUUUUACGAUCGAUCUUACGAUCGCGUUACCCCGAAGAACGCUCGCGCUCGUCCUCUCGAGAGGUUCAAGAAUCGGAAUUUCUUCAAAGUCACCACCACCGACGACCCGAUCAUUCGCCGCCUCGCGAAUGAAGACAAAGCUACGGUUUUCGCUACCGAUUCGAUUUUGUCUACCCUAAUGUGUGCUCCGAGAUCGGUUUAUUCUUGGGAUAUUGUGAUUCAGCGAGUUGGGAACAAGUUGUUUUUGGAUAAACGAGAUGGGUCUCAGCUUGAUUUGCUUGCGGUUCACGAGACAUCUCAAGAACCCUUGCCUGAAGCUAAGGAUGAUAUCAAUUCUGCUUAUUCAUUGAGUGUUGAGGCUGCUUAUAUCAAUCAGAAUUUCUCACAACAGGUUUUGAUUAGGGAUGGUGAUAAGGUUGGAUUCGAAGAGCCAAACCCAUUUGCGAAUGAGGGGGAAGAGGUUGCGUCCGUAGGGUAUAGGUAUCGCCGGUGGAAGCUUGAUAACGAUAUGUAUCUUGUGGCUCGGUGUGAGGUUCAGAGUGUUGUUGAGGUGAACAAUCAGAGGUCUUUCCUUACUCUGAAUGCGCUUAAUGAAUUCGAUUCUAAGUAUUCGGGUGUGGAUUGGAGGCAAAAAUUGGAGACUCAAAGAGGUGCUGUUUUGGCUACUGAGCUGAAGAACAAUGCCAAUAAAUUGGCUAAGUGGACUGCCCAAGCUCUGUUGGCCAGUGCAGAUAUGAUGAAGUUGGGUUAUGUUUCACGGGUUCAUCCUCGCGAUCAUUUUAACCAUGUUAUAUUGGCUGUGGUUGGAUAUAAGCCGAGGGAUUUUGCGGCGCAGAUCAAUUUGAACACUUCAAAUAUGUGGGGUAUUGUUAAGUCUAUUGUGGAUUUGUGCAUGAAAUUGAAUGAGGGAAAGUAUGUGUUUGUCAAGGAUCCUUCGAAGCCCCAAGUGAGGAUUUAUGAGGUUCCGGUAGAUGCAUUUGAGAAUGAUUAUGUGGAGGAACCACUGCCGGAGGAAGAACAGGUACAGCCGCCUGCGGAGGAUGAGGAAGGCGGGGAGGUAAUUGCGGCUACAAAUGAUGGGGAAGACAAAGAGGUUACUGUUGAGGCUUAGAAGGAAUUUAAGGAUAAUUAAACAUAUGAUUGGUAGCAUAGAAGGGGAUGCGCAGAAGAAAUGUUUAGUUCCUUGUUCUGGAAGCUCUUCAUUCCUGGUUCUUCUAUAUCUGGAUCCUCUGUAUUGCAGGAAAAUUUUGCUUAUGUAGUUUUUUUAUUGCGCAUAAGUGUUUUUUUUUUUUUUUUUUUUUUUUCUCAUUUUAGCUUUAACAUAAAUCAAUUUUGGAUAUCCAUUAACAAAUCACUAGUUUAACAUUCGUUCCUUUUGGUUUUGGAUUCAUCUGAUUGGUGAUGAUGAUGAUGGCUUUUUCUUUGUUUUC